Messenger RNA from Photinus pyralis (common eastern firefly), 656 nucleotides. Its product is annotated as mitochondrial fission process protein 1-like. The transcript is spliced from 3 exons. Bases 54 to 554 code for a protein of 166 amino acids. Gene Ontology annotation, biological process: mitochondrial fission. Lineage: Eukaryota; Metazoa; Arthropoda; Insecta; Coleoptera; Lampyridae. The record is from RefSeq and is a predicted model, not a curated record. Gene Ontology annotation, cellular component: mitochondrion.
CUCCUAACCUUCAAAAUUUCCUGGGACCUAACCUCAACUUGUAAAACCUUCCAAUGUCUCAUUCCGGAGAAAUUGAUAUCUAUCGAGACACCCCCAUACGUUAUUUAGGAUAUGCAAAUGAAAUCGGUGAGGCCUUUCGUUCCAUGAUCGGCCCGAAAUGGGUUGCGGUCACUUAUGGUGUCGCCACCACCUACGUCCUAGCCGACACCGCCAGCAAGACCAAAGAUGCUCACAUACAGCACCGCGGCGAUCCGAAGACGGUGAGCUUCGUCGCGUUCGACACGUUCGCGUGGCAGAUGCUCGCCUCCGUCGUCGUGCCGGGCAUUACGAUUAAUCGAACAUGUGCGGCCGCCGGUUAUCUCCUGACGUACAAUCGAACUUUACCGUCGACGACGAAAAAGUGGAUAGUAACCGGGAUUGGACUGACAAUGAUUCCAUUCAUUAUUAAGCCCAUAGAUCAUCUGAUCGAUCGUUUGCUGGACGGGACGCUGCGAAAGUACGCCCCCGAAAAGUUUGACGUGCUCAAAGACGACCCCAAAGUUAAAAAGGGUUAAGUCCUAAGUGUUCCAUGUUGUUUUAGUUUUAGAGAAUAUAUUUACAAUUGUUUACUGUUAUAUUUGAAUGUUAUUUAAAUAAAUUGUUAUGUUUGACUCUGA